AUGGCGUUCUGGGUGGACUGGGAGCUAUGGGAGAAGCUGAGCGUAAUACUAGCCAUGCUGAUCGCACUGGUACUCCUGUACGCAUUUUGCAUUCUCGGUUGGAACCGUUGGAUGAUCAGCAAAUACGCCGCGACAGAGGCAAAAGAACGAGAAGAGGAACCUGAGGUUUACCCAAUGCUGCACAAGGAUGACAUCCCUUUCGGUGCCAGAGCUUUGGAAAGAGGGGUAGAAGUUGAAGGGAUCUGGGUUUCAGAUCCCAACACACCCACGCAAAGUCCUUGCCAGCCUGCAACUCCAGUUCCAAGCCAGCCGGCCAGUCCAGUACCAAGGUCGUUGCAUAGUAAAGUUGACACCUCCAGAUCAUCGGCAGGAUCUCAGAGCCCUAUGAUCAGCCCAAAGCCUAUGCCACCGGCUGCCCGACGUGAAGUCGUUUCCGAGUUCGACCUAGCCUCCGCAGGCUUCAUCUACGAGAACCAUAGACCCACUGCGCGCCAUAGUCGAACCAGUCUGCCUAUCAAUCCAAAUGCCAUGCACAUAUCACCUGCACGGGAGGAGUUACUGAUCGGCUUGAGGGACACACCAGGCAGGGAGAAGCGUGUUAGCUUCCACACGCGGAUAUUCGGUACACCCUCUAAUCCCGACCCGAAGGACCACCGAGUAGGAUUGGAUGGUGCUGAUGAGGACAUGGACUAUGUCCCGGCCAUGAGUGAGUCAUCUUCUGGUCUCUCAUCAGAGAACAAGCGGAGCUCACGAUCCAUGAAACGUCUUCGUCGGCGAUCAUCCGAAGAGUUCCGACGCAGGAUGAGCCAGAUAUUCAACGACAAUGUCCAAAUGGGGCUGCCAGCCGAGCAGCUAGAGUUCAAUCCGGCUCUGCACCAGUACCAGAGACGGUUCCGGAGGUCGUUGCUUCGUCCUUUUCGUCCGUGGCUCAAUCCUCCUGGAAAUCAACAGUAG
Penicillium hordei is the source of this 954-nucleotide messenger RNA. RefSeq lists its product as uncharacterized. The record is from RefSeq and is a predicted model, not a curated record. NCBI's taxonomy places the organism in Eukaryota, Fungi, Ascomycota, Eurotiomycetes, Eurotiales, Aspergillaceae. The transcript has 4 exons. Bases 1 to 954 code for a protein of 317 amino acids.